UAGUAAAUAAAUAACUUAAUAUUUAUAGAAAAAAAACUAAACCUAUCACACAUAUCUGAGGUUUUAUAAAAUUAUAAUCGAUCUAUAUAUAAUACGCCCUUAACUCAAAGGGCUUUACUAACAGCUGCAGUACAUUAAUAUUUGAAAUAAAGAGGAUGCACUUUCAGUACUUAAAUAUUACUGUGGUGGAUAAUGAUUAACUCAAAGGGGAAACAUUAAAAGCGUAUAAAAUGUUAUUUCACACAGUGAUGGGAGGGAUUAUGUUUUUCUUUAAAAAUUUGAAUGUCUCCACAUUAUUAUUUUUUAACUAUUAAGAGAGUUACAGGUGUAAAUUUCUACACCCUCCUUAUAUGCAGCCAUAUAUAUUCCAUCCCCUUCUAAUUCAGUGCGCUACACAUCCUCUGACGUUCCCAUGAGAUGAAUGGCUCUUGUUGAUGGUCACUGGGCAUCUAUGCUGGCAGCAGCAGGAGGGGGAGCAGGGGGUGAAGCUGUCCUGCAUCAAUGAGCCUGUUGAUCAGAAAAGACCACUAGACUGGUAAUGACACGCUUCACUGAUCAGACCAGGAGAAAAUAAAACUCAGCUUUCACCUCCAGCUCCUAUUUAAGCACGACGUCUGUCACUGAUCCGCAGUCUACCUCACAUACCGACACCUGUCCUGAGUCACCGGGCUGUGGGAUCCUACGAUGAUUUGGACUGCUGCUCUCCUCAUGAUUGUUAUUUCUUACGUUAAUUCAGACGACUACUGUUACGAUGAGCCCCACUGUGAUCCUUAUGCAUGGGGAGACAUGUUCCCCUCCUGUCACCCUUUACUCGAAGAACAUCACUCUCCCAUCAAUCUGGACUAUCAGAUGACCAGAAACGAGUCUCUGGGACCUUUACACCUGGAGGGCUUCGAUGUGACCCAAACGGGCCACUGGACGCUUAAAAACGACGGACACACUGUCAUUCUGCAGGUUGGCAGUGGCAUGUCAGUAAGUGGUGGAGGUCUCCCAGAUGUGUACCACACCAUCCAGCUGCACUUCCACUGGGGAGGCCUGGCCACGAACGGCUCGGAGCACACGGUGGACAGACGCAGAUACCCGAUGGAGAUGCACAUCGUCAACAUGAAGUCCAUCCAUCCAAAUCUGACAGCGGCCUUGGAAGAUCCAACAGGACUCGCCGUUCUUGGAUUCUUCAUUGAUGUUGUUUACGCAGACAAUGUGCACUUUGGACUCAUAUCACAAAAGCUGUCCUCCGUGGCUUACAAAGGCCAAACCACUAAAGUCAAGCCAUUCCCACUGAUGAACCUUCUGCCAAAGCACAACAUGAGUCAGUAUUACCGUUAUUAUGGCAGCCUCACCACCCCUCCAUGUUCUCAAGUAGUUGUAUGGACUCUGUAUGAAGUCCCCAUCUACAUCUCAUGGUCUCAACUGGCUCAGUUUACCUCCCAGAUCUUCUCCACUGAGGAGGAUGCCGAGCUGGUGACACCUCUGCAGAGCAACUUCAGACACAUACACCCUACCUUUAGUCGCAUCGUCUCCGCAUCCAAAGAUGCCAAACUCCUCACAGGGAUGGCCAGUCAUCCCCUCAGGUCAGCUGUGUCACUGCAUCUGCUUCAAAUCGUUUUGCUGGGAAGCUUCAUCUCUGGACUUUAGCGCCACGUUAAGUCCAAACCAUGAAACACUGCAAUGACGAACAAAGAUGGAGUCACUCAGUUUACCCCAAAAUGACAUUUAGAUGUUUAGAUGAUGUCCAGCAAAAAAAAAAAAAACUGUGAAGAAAAGUACUGUAAAAUGUUUGUUACUAAAUGUUUCAUGAU
Messenger RNA from Epinephelus fuscoguttatus (brown-marbled grouper), 1799 nucleotides. RefSeq names its product carbonic anhydrase 15 (gene car15). Gene Ontology annotation, molecular function: zinc ion binding; carbonate dehydratase activity. Lineage: Eukaryota; Metazoa; Chordata; Actinopteri; Perciformes; Serranidae. Gene Ontology annotation, cellular component: plasma membrane. The transcript is spliced from 8 exons. Bases 685 to 1635 code for a protein of 316 amino acids. The record is from RefSeq and is a predicted model, not a curated record.